GGGGGGAAAUGUUACUGUCGCCGAUUAAUGACGUAAUUGUAGGCGUUUAUGAACGUCAUGGCGGCUCAUGCUAGCGAGCUUGAGAUUGCAAAGAAGAAUUUAACGGAUGCAAUUGGCGAUAAUGUCAAACAUUACUGGGCAAACCUGAAGCUGUGGUUCAAACAAAAGAUCAGCAAGGAAGAGUUUGACAUUGAGGCGCGUAGGCUGUUGGCACAGGAGAAUGUCCAUGUUCACAAUGAUUUUCUCCUGGCUAUUCUUACACGGUGCCAGAUCAUCGUCUCCACACCAGAGGGUGCAGGGUCGUUGCAGUGGCAAGGUAGCUGCGCUUCAAAGCCCGGCAAACCGAAGGGGAAUAAGAAAUGUUCCUCUAGGCAAAAAUUCGACCAUCGUUUCCAGCCUCAGAAUCCUCUGAGCGCCGCCCAGCCAUUCAGCCCGAGGGAGGGGGGAAGUGAGGAGGAAGAGCUGCGUCUCAGCGCCCACACUCUGCUGCUGCCCACACGGGGCCAACUGGAGGCUCGCAUGAUGGUGACCGCCUUUGAGGUGGGCUUGGAUAACGUCACAGAAGAUGCCAUCAGCACCAUGAUCUAUGCCGUUGAGCACCACUUGAAAGAUGUCCUGACUGCCAUAAUCAUGCGGAGGAAGGCGUAUCGAUUACGAGACAGCCGUUUCCCCUACGCCUUUGGCAAUGAUGUCACGCCUCAACCCUAUCUGAAAAACAGCCUUGCUGCUUACCACAGUGUUGCUGAAUGUCCGCCACAGAGUGCUUCCCUCCCUGCAGGCCCACCACCGCAGGUGUCACCCGAUGAGGCUGAGCAGCAAGCUGUUCAUUUGCUGGCUUGUUCUGCUGACAGUCUUCCUGCGCCGCUCCCUCCAAUCAGCAUGUUUGAUCUCCUCGAGGCUUUACAGGUUCACCACGGCGUGAUGCCCUCCCACACCAUGUACGCCCUCAACAUGGAACGCGUCCUGUCACGGCUUUGGCACCCCAGCCAUGAAGAACUAGAGCAGGACCACGUCCACCGGCAGCGCAUAGCUGCUAAAGAGGGCGUGCUUGUCAGCUGAGAGCCCCCGGCCACAGGACUGUGCACAGACUAUGGGGGUUAUCAGGAACCAAACACAAGAACGACCCCCAGAUAAAUAUAAUUUAGGAACUCUGUGUUCGAGAACUUAAAGCUGUUUAGAAGCUGGAAAAAUUUGUGUUGCACAGAAAGAUGGAGGACAAGUAAGAUCAAAAGAAGCUGUUGGAUGAGACCAGAGCAGCCAGUCGGCUCCAGUAAUCAACUCCACCAGUCGUUUCUGGCAGACAACCGUCAUUUUGUAACUUCUGUUCCAUAGUAGAAUAUAGUGUUUAAUUUUAUGUACACUGUCUGGGGAUCCAGUGCAGGAUGCAGUUGUAGAGUUUGUGGAUAAGAUGCCUUAACAGACCAAACCCUGUCUGACUUGCCUCGAGUUCCUCUUUGUUCACAUUGUUAGAUACGCAUCAAAACAUCCUGUAAAGAUACAGAAAAGCACAUAUCUAAUCCUCGAGUGUUGUGUAAAUAACCAGUUCACAACAUGACAUACGGCACGUAUAAAAGAUUACAAGUAUUUAAAUGGUCAUAAAAGUCCUGGACAGAACAUGCAGGUGUAUUCAUUUAAUGGCUGAUUAAAUCUUGUGUCAGGCUGAAGUUGAGGGAAUCUGUGAGGAGCUUAUCUAAACCAAUAUACCAAGACUCAAGUUAAACAUAGAAACAGUCCUGUCAUAACAGGUAGGGCCAGGGUGUAUCAGCCAGUGAGUGAAAGCACCUGUGUGGGUUUACAGUCUGUGUGUAGGGUCUUUAAACUGCCAGACAGCUGCUUCCUCCAAUCAUUUACCACCAGAAGCUGGUAAAUGAUUGGGCAUGAACAUAUGUGCAAUCAUUUACCAGCUUCUGGUGUCAUUGUUGGACUACAGAGUCUGUUUUUUGUUUUAUUUUGUUUUAAUUUCUUUCCAAGUAAUUGAACAUGUGCCCCUCUGUUCAGGUUAAAUGUAUAAAAUGUAUACAUUUGUACUUUUUUUUCUACAGAAACUUAUUUAUAUUACAGACAGUAGUUGAGAAAAUAAAUUUAAAAAAUAC
Oreochromis niloticus (Nile tilapia) is the source of this 2093-nucleotide messenger RNA. RefSeq names its product transcriptional adaptor 1 (gene tada1). Gene Ontology annotation, cellular component: SAGA complex. The record is from RefSeq and is a predicted model, not a curated record. Gene Ontology annotation, molecular function: transcription coactivator activity. The transcript has 8 exons. NCBI's taxonomy places the organism in Eukaryota, Metazoa, Chordata, Actinopteri, Cichliformes, Cichlidae. Gene Ontology annotation, biological process: regulation of transcription by RNA polymerase II. Bases 49 to 1059 code for a protein of 336 amino acids.